GCUAAUUUGGCAGUCAACUGUAAGUCAAGCCGUCCCUAAAGAUGCCAUUUAUUCUGACCUACACUUUUUAUCUUCUAAAAUAGAGAUCUUGGAAUCCUGUCUGAAAACCCCGCCCUCUACUACUUUCUCCUGGGCUCUUAGCUCAACUGAACCUUGUUAAUACCCAGGUAUUCCACCUCCCACAUAUUAUUUUUUAUCUCAAAAAAAUAAAAAUAAAAUAAUUCAGCAGUUAAUUACUUACUAGUUAGAGAAGAUUCUUGAAUCUUGAUCAGAGGUGUAUGAACUAACAGGGGGAGUGGAACAGUAGAAGCUUCCGAACUUUUUCAACAGGUCCAUUGAGGAAAACACAAACAGAAAGGUACUUGCAUAGAAACUUGAUUCUCACUCAAGGCACUGGACUGCUCAUGUCUCCAUUCCACCAAGCUAGAAGAAAGCUCGAAAGUUCUUAGAUCAGAAAAGGGACAGUCAAGUUCCAUGGAUCGGGAGUUGUUGACAAGUCUCUGAGAUUCAAGUUUGGAUUAAGGCCCCAAAUGAAGAAGGGGCUAGCCACUAUUAGGACUCUCCUCUUCUUACUAGUCCUCUUCAUUGCCGUCAUCAUAUACUCUUUAUGGAUCGAUGCUUCUAAGUUUUCUGAUCAAAAUCUAACAAAUGUAAUAAUCUCUCAAACACACCAAACCCUGAUCAUCACUAGAAAACCCGAAUUCCCCCUAAACUGCACCAUCACAAACCAAACACAAACCUGUCCUACAAACUAUCCGAAAACAUCCAAAACAAAAGAUCAAGAAGACACAUCAUCUAAACCAGGAUGUCCAAACUACUUUCGAUGGAUUCACGAAGAUUUAAGUCCUUGGAAUGCGACAGGAAUCAGCAGAGACAUGUUGGAGAGAGCCAAAACAACAGCACAUUUCCGUCUAAUAAUUGUCAAGGGCAAAGCAUACCUUGAGAAGUACAAAAAGUCUAUACAAACAAGAGACGCAUUCACUAUAUGGGGCAUUUUGCAACUCCUGAGGAGGUAUCCGGGUAAGAUCCUAGACUUGGAGCUGAUGUUCGACUGUGAUGAUCGGCCAGUCAUCCAAUCAAGUGAUUAUCGUGGACCGAACAAGACAGGCCCGCCACCGUUGUUUCGGUACUGUGGCGACAAGUGGACCGAGGACAUUGUGUUCCCUGAUUGGUCCUUCUGGGGAUGGGCUGAGAUUAAUAUAAAGCCAUGGGAUAAAUUGCUGAUAGACCUAAAAGAAGGAAACAAUAGGAGCAGAUGGAUAGAUAGAGAACCGUAUGCCUACUGGAAGGGAAACCCCUUUGUUGCUGAAACCAGGAAGGACCUCCUUACUUGUAAUGUCUCCGACCAACAAGACUGGAAUGCUCGCCUGUUCAUCCAGGACUGGAUCCUUGAAUCCCAGCAAGAAUUCAAGCAAUCAAACGUGGCAAACCAAUGCACACACAGGUACAAGAUCUAUAUCGAAGGAUAUGCAUGGUCUGUAAGUGAGAAAUACAUUCUAGCUUGUGAUUCUGUUACGUUGCUUGUAAAACCACAUUACUACGAUUUCUUCACGAGAAGUCUGAAACCUGGGGAGCACUAUUGGCCUAUUCGUGAAGAUGAUAAAUGCAAGUCCAUUAAAUUUGCUGUAGAUUGGGGCAAUAAACACCAACAAAAGGCACAAGCAAUUGGGAAAGCAGCAAGUGAUUUCAUUCAAGAAGGGUUAAAAAUGGACUACGUAUAUGACUACAUGUUUCAUCUCCUAAAUGAGUAUGCCAAGCUUCUGAGAUUUAUGCCACAAGUGCCCGAAGGAGCUGCUGAAUUGUGCUCGGAAAUUAUGGCCUGCUCUGCUGAUGGGUUCGAGAGAGAAUUCAUGAUGGAAUCAUUGGUAAAGGGUCCUUCUACUACAAGUCCAUGCACCAUGCCUCCUCCUUACAAACCCCUCGUCCUAGGAGCCUUUUACAGGAAGCAAUUGAAUGCAGCGAGGCAGGUGGAGAAAUGGGAAAAUGGAUAUUGGGAGAAUUUGAACAAGAAGCAAUUGGGGCGCAAAUAAAUUCUUGCUAGCUCCAUGUCACGUUUAUAUUGCUAUUGGAUGUUGUAAAAAUAUUUGUCAUAACUCUAUGGUAUUCGAUCGUGAGGUAUGACUAGGAAUGUUAGAGCAUUUCGAAUACUAGAAUAUUACCAAAUUUACCAGUGAAAUUAAGAUAACUAGGAUCGAGCAUGAAAUAAUAGAAAGGGAGGAUAUUAUUCAUA
This is a messenger RNA of Populus euphratica (Euphrates poplar), 2230 nucleotides long. Its product is annotated as O-glucosyltransferase rumi-like. The record is from RefSeq and is a predicted model, not a curated record. Lineage: Eukaryota; Viridiplantae; Streptophyta; Magnoliopsida; Malpighiales; Salicaceae. The transcript is spliced from 7 exons. Bases 531 to 2030 code for a protein of 499 amino acids.